This is a messenger RNA of Miscanthus lutarioriparius, 432 nucleotides long. The record is from the annotation of a GenBank genome assembly. NCBI's taxonomy places the organism in Eukaryota, Viridiplantae, Streptophyta, Magnoliopsida, Poales, Poaceae.
AUGGAGUCGAUACGACACUUUGCCGACCCCCACCCGCUUGAGCAGACGCAGUACCGCCAUGACGAGGCUGGUCUGUGCAACAUCUGCCUGCUCAAACUCGCCGGGCUCCGCAGUCUCACCUACGGCCGCUACUCCUGCAACAUCCACCUCCACAGCGCGUGUGCCCGUUACUUCCCGGAGACCCUCUCCUGCUUCUUCGCGCAUCCGGCACACCCCCUGAAGCUCAGGCGCAGCCCUGGACGUCUCUGCGACAUCUGCAGAGGGGACUGCCCUCAAGGGAGCUUCGUGUACAACUGCACCGGCUGCGGCUUCGACGUGCACCCUCUCUGCUCGAUGCUCCCAGAGAGGGUUGCUAGCCCUUUCGAUCCAGACCAUCAGCUCUGUAUGUUCUCGUCAGAGUCGCCCGGGAGCUGCUCUGCCACCAUCCUUUAG